Phytomonas sp. Hart1 is the source of this 1998-nucleotide messenger RNA. The record is from the annotation of a GenBank genome assembly. Lineage: Eukaryota; Euglenozoa; Kinetoplastea; Trypanosomatida; Trypanosomatidae.
AUGGAUUUUCAAUAUUUCGAUGUCCUUCAUCGCAUUUUACUGAGUCACUUGCAGCGGGGCAAUAUAAUGGCAGUCCUCGCGAUCGUUGGGCUUCCUCAGGUCCACGAGAAUCCCCUUUUUUGGCGUACCUGCACAUACCCCGAAGGACUUGUGUCUGCCAUGAUCGAUGCCUCGGACGUAGCAGCCCGCAAUAACCCACCGGACCAUGUCAAGCCAAAGAGAAAGAAUUACCUGUCCACCCCUCAACGACGCUCUAACCCAUCCGAAGACGCGAAUGAGGCGAAUCGCAGUGGGGGGAAGGAUGGGCCUCGGGACCUCGCGAGCGGCCGAAUAGGACCCAUUCAAAGCCCCCUCACCCCCUCCGAGCUUUAUAUCAUGCUGCGGUGGUGCAGUUCGGUGAACCUAUCUCGAAUUAAAGACGCCCGCGGUGGGUCUACCCCCGAGGGGAGGGAUAGUGUCCCGGGGGAGGAGGGGGCCUUGCAGGGAUCCCGCCCAUCAACCCGCGCCUGCGGCGGGGCUCUGUUGGACGGGGAUUCAGGCCUUAUGCUCUUUCACACGCUUCUUGGGCAAUUUUUGGCUUGUUUAGAACACCCGGAAGGGGACGUAUGUGGGAGUAUGGAGGGCGAUCCCAUGCCGGACCUCCUCAUGCUGUCGAACCUCUUGCGGGGCCACUGCGCCCAGCUGAGCUAUCGCAACCCCCUGCGCUCGGGGUGGGUUUCCACAGAGGGCGGUUCGCAGGUCAGGGAGGAAAGGGGGCGAGAAAGGGGAAGGAGGGAAGGGGGAAAUGGACCGAAUCUUCGAUUGACGAGCGCGAGUGGGGUGACUUCUUCAUCUGGGCUGCCGGCACCAAAGGAGAGGACAAAUAUGGGCGAGGACGUCGCGAGGCCAAGCGUCGAGCUACGCAAAAGAGCCCGAUGCUCUGAGCCGGACGACCCCUGCGCGGGGAGGCGUCUAUCCACCUCGCCUUCUUUGCCUAAACAACAGCCCACCGGCAGUAAUCUGGACCCCAUCCUGAGAGCCGCUGCGAUAACGAACCCGUCUCCGAAGGAUCGUGAAGUCCCCCCUCAACCCCGUUCCCGGGAUGGCCUCACGCGGAUGUUGAAGGAUAUUGUGGAGGUCAAACGGGACGUGCUGGACCCGCCCUGUGAGGUCAGCGCCCUCUUUGAGCUUCUGGACCGGUUUGUGGUCGAGGAGGACGCCCUGCAGGUUCUUCAGCGCGUGGCCGCGGUCCCGGGUACCGCCCGCGUGGUCGAGAACUUCGACGCCGUGGGGGAUCGCCCCGCGGAUGGGCGGUCUCCCGCUGCGUGUGCGGUGAAUAAACCGCAGUCCCCUCCGCUAUUGAAGCCGACUUCUCAGCCUUUGAUCCUCCUCCCGGCUGGUUCGCAGGGGCGGGAGACUUCGGAAAAAUUUUCGCGGCGUGCAUCCGUCAAAACGGCUUGCCAUGACCGCAUUUCAGUCCCUAGCCCUCCCCCUCCCGAUUUCACUUUCAGGGCUGAGGUUAGCCGGUGUGGGGCGAUCGAUGCGAAGGCGGCAUCUCCACGCGCGCCGCAAUUACGCCUACGGCAUUCGACAACUCAUGAGGAGAGGGUCGCCGCGGCGAUUCGAGCCUUUGACGAGCUUGAUAGCGCCACACUUUAUGAAAAGGGAAAGGAGGAUGGGGCUGCCAUCACAGGGCAUCCACACUACACCGCCUCAGUACCUCCAUCAAGAACAAUCAAACGCCGUAAACGCUUUACCCUUGAGGAGGACGAGGCGAUUAUUCAGGGGGUAAAGAGCUUUGAUUAUCAGGGUACCACACGAUUUCAAUACAUAUUUCGGUUUUAUCAGAAUGUUUGGCAGCCUGGGCGCACUCCAACCCAUUUGUACGACCACUGGCGCGAUUCAUUGUCCAAGCGCGUCUUGAAAGAUGUGGCAGCGGGCCAUGAGCCCAGUGGACGGGUUUCUUUUACAAAGGAGGCUUCUGCGUCAUCUUUGAGUUCUGAGAUUGAGGAGAUCUGA